UUUAUAUGAGAUACAGCCCAAAUAUAUUUAACAAAUUUGGGCUCUUGAAGCCCAUUUACUGAGGACUAAUUAAGGCCCAUUAAAUAAGAAGGAAAAAACAGUAACCGAAUUUAGAGAGAGAAACGUAGAGAGAGAAAGCGUAGAUAAAGCCUAAGAAACAGCCUGACGCUCUUCUCUUCUCCGGCGACUCUUUUACUUCCUUCUCGUCUUCCCCAAUUUCCCCAAUUUCUCUCUGCAAAAUAAAUUAUCUGGAGAUAUUCAUUUCCAGAUUCAUCAGCACAGGCGAAUUCCUGAAUAAAAUCCAGUUAAUAACUGAAAACGCCGACAGGCAGCUGCUUUCCGAUCAAAUUCGGAGUUUGAUCCUUUUCGUUUCGGAGUUUUAUUAGUGUAGGUUUGUUUUUCGUCGAUAAUUUCGUGAUCUUUGGAUGAUGGAGAGCCUAAUCGGGAAAAUUCGGAAUUUGGAUGCUUACCCUAAGAUCAAUCAGGAUUUCUACAGCAGGACGCUAUCAGGAGGAUUUAUAACCCUAACUUCGACCAUCGUUAUGAUCCUCCUCUUCAUUUCUGAGCUCAGAUUAUAUCUCCAUGCAGUCACUGAGACAAAGUUAGUGGUUGAUACAUCUAGAUCAGAAAGGCUCCGGAUUAAUUUUGAUGUGACAUUCCCAGCACUACCAUGUUCUAUUGUCAGUCUAGAUGCCAUGGAUAUAAGUGGAGAGCAACACUUGGAUGUUAGACAUGACAUUACCAAGAAGAGGAUCGAUGCUCUGGGUAAUGUAAUAGAAACAAGAGCUGAUACCAUCGGUUCCCCCAAGAUUGAUCGGCCUCUACAAAAUCAUGGUGGAAGACUUGAACACAAUGAAACUUAUUGUGGUUCAUGUUUUGGUGCAGAAGCGUCGGAUGGUGAAUGUUGUAACAACUGCGAAGAAGUACGUGAAGCAUAUAGAAAAAAAGGCUGGGCAUUAUCAAAUCCGGAUUUAAUUGAUCAGUGCAAAAGAGAAGGUUUUUUACAAAGGAUCAAGGAUGAAGAGGGGGAAGGUUGCAAUAUUUAUGGAUUCUUGGAUGUCAAUAAGGUAGCUGGUAAUUUUCAUUUUGCACCUGGGAAGAGUUUCGAGCAGUCAAAUGUCCAUGUUCAUGAUCUGCUAGCAUUUCAAAAAGAUAGUUUUAAUCUUACUCAUAAGAUCAACAGAAUAGCAUUUGGAGAUUUCUUCCCUGGUGUUGUGAAUCCUCUUGAUCGUGCAGAAUGGACGCAACACACACCUAAUGCAAUGUAUCAGUAUUUUCUCAAGGUUGUACCAACUGUAUUUAAAGAUAUAGACGGACAUACCAUUCAGUCAAAUCAGUUUUCUGUAACUGAACAUGUCAGAGGAGCCGAAUUGGGUCGACUCCAAGCUCUUCCGGGAGUGUUUUUCUUUUAUGAACUUUCCCCAAUUAAGGUGACAUUCACAGAAACACACGUUUCCUUCUUGCACUUCCUCACCAAUGUUUGUGCUAUUAUUGGAGGCAUAUUCACGGUCUCGGGGAUAGUAGACUCAUUGGUAUAUCAUGGCCAUAGAGCAAUCAAAAAGAAAAUGGAGCUAGGCAAGUUAACCUAAUGGUCGACGCAAUAGCACCACGGUGAGUUGCAGUCGGAAUUGGGUCGCAAGCAAGAAGCGGCCCUUCAAAGGGGAACGAGCGCACACUCGCAUUGUCUACUCCAUUGUUUGAGUUUUUGGACUAACCAUCAGUCAUUACAAUGGUAUAUUUAAUCUCAUCCAAAUAUUGUUCCAAGCUAGAUGGCCGUGAGCUAUGUUCUUCAAUUAUAAUAUUUAGUUUUUAACAAUUUUGAAGUGUAUGAUCAGUCAAUUUAUAUUAUAGAGCAACUUGCCGUGAUUA
Salvia splendens (bonfire salvia) is the source of this 1869-nucleotide messenger RNA. RefSeq names its product endoplasmic reticulum-Golgi intermediate compartment protein 3. Gene Ontology annotation, cellular component: endoplasmic reticulum; COPII-coated ER to Golgi transport vesicle. Lineage: Eukaryota; Viridiplantae; Streptophyta; Magnoliopsida; Lamiales; Lamiaceae. The coding region runs from base 426 to 1589 and encodes 387 amino acids. The transcript has 13 exons. The record is from RefSeq and is a predicted model, not a curated record.